Molecule: messenger RNA, 1067 nt
Organism: Chaetomium strumarium
Lineage: Eukaryota; Fungi; Ascomycota; Sordariomycetes; Sordariales; Chaetomiaceae
Exons: 1
Coding region: 130-843 (237 amino acids)
Source: RefSeq, a predicted model, not a curated record
UGGCCGGGCACAGUAUCAAGACGGCAGAGAUACAUUAUGCCCGGGAGAUGACCGACAACCCGACCCAGUUCCAGGAGUACCUCAACGGGGAGUGUCACGAAGAAGUAUAUUGGGCCAGCACGCGAGGAUAUGUGGAGACUCCGCGUGCGCCAAGGGCCGAUUCGCCAGGCGAGGUUUGAGUUGCAGCACACUUCCCAUGGCUCCUCAUAUCGCCCACCCCGCCUCUCCUCUCAGGCUGUAACGCAGGCUUGUAUCGAUAGGCUCAACCUGUCGAUCCUGUGGUAUUACAUCUGGGACCCGGAUGUCGCUGCAGGGAAGCGGCCGCUGGACGACGAGGAGGCUGAGCAGGGGUGUCGGCCGUUCGCUGAUGAGAUCCGCAAGUCCGUCCUUGUCGGGUUGCUCUACCUGGUUACACGUGACACAGAGAGAGGGGACCCAGUAUUUAGUUUGGCACCGCCCAACUGCCCCGAGGGUCAAGAAUUCGACCCGGUCGAACACUUCGACCUUUCCCGUUGUACUGUGACGAUCGACAGUCAAUGUACAGAUAUGGGAAUGAAGAACUAUUCGGCUGGAACUUGGGAUGAGAUUCGCACUGCCCUCGAAGAGGUACCCCUGAGCUAUCCAUUCUGGCGGGUAGAUCCAAAGGUCGGGCUCUUUCCAUGGAUAGGGGAGCUAGAUCGUCGGGUGGCUGUGGGACUGCUUGACGAUAUGGCCGAGACACCCCUUGUCCCAAUCGAACAUUGGACGAAUGGCGACUCACUCGCCUAUAGCUUCAAAUGCGAUCACUGUGAAGUCAACGACCAGUUUCAAACUGCAGGGCAAUUACGGAACACACUUAGUUAACGGAAUUGAGUCUGAUUUCCAUACCUUGUGGACCCAUGGUCUACACCUAUCCCACCGGACCCGCUCGACCAAGCUGUUUUCUAUACUUUCUCUAGGCUUGAUGGUCGAUAGGAAUGGCCGAAGACCCGCGUCUGCGCUGCUGCUGGUGGACCUGGGGCCUUGCCCCAUCAUUCUUUGCCGAGCACCUCCCUCUCGUCGGAGGCUCAUGUCUCUCGCGCCUCCGG